AACGUGUUGACGAUGAGGUUAUAAGAGACGGAACACAAACUUAGAAUGAAGAAGGAAAUCGGCCAUUUCCGUUUAGGAAACGUAUACCAGCAGUUGUUUUUUUAAGUGUAUGCUACAUACAGUACUACAUGAAUCAAGAAACGAUGUUUAUUAUUGCUCUUUUACUUUGUAACAGAUAUGUUACUUGGCGUUAUUUCAGAGUAAAUACUGCUACGCACAGAUGCUUCAAAACCAGUGUAUUAUACACACCUACUUUAACAGUUUUCUUAGUUUCCAAAGUAGCGUAUAUAGUAAUUUUAUUUUAAAAUGUUGAUAUGCAUUAAAACGUGCAGAACUUGUAAAAUUGUGUUGUAAGCCAGUUUCUUGCAAUGUUAAAAUUUGUUGUAGUUCUCGUGUUGUAUUGGCGAGUUUCUUCUUCCCCGAUAGAAAAUUCUGUUAAGAGUGUUUUUGCCAAUUAAUGGUAAGCACAUGAAGAUGGACUGGAAAAAAUCGCGUACGGAUGCCGGUUAUACAUUACCUAUAAGUGCUUUGUAGGACAGAAAAACAGGUAAUUAUCGAAAAACCUUCAUGUUUACGUGACACAGAUCCUAGUACUUACGACCCAUCCGCAAAAAAAAAAUGUGACGUAGACAAAUAUGGUACUUCCCAUUCAGCGAGUAAAAUUCUGAUGAUGAGUGCCCUGUUUAGAUUGGGCAGCGAAAGAGUAGGAAAGACGGUUCUUCACGGCAAAUGUGUACAAAACAUUCGAUAUAGAUAUUUUUCCUUGUCAUUCACUCAUUGUUGGAAUAUUUGGUGUCGUAAUCGGACAAACAGCUGCGUGUGUACCGUGUGUUGACGAUUAGUUGGCCGCUGGUCAUCGGAGUUCGACAGUGGAGCAACUGUUGUGUAAACAAGCGCACGGACAUCUAUAAGGACCAGUGCGACCGGCAACGGUGACUGUUUGGGGCGAUCUGUCAGGUUCCGAUAAGAAGGUCAUCAUAAGGCCAGCAGCGCCUUCUCAGUCCUGUGCCGUUCGUAGCUCCUGCUGGAUGCUUUCUGGAUAUUCUUUCGAAAGAUGGCAUCUUUUAUGAGAAUGACUUCGUCUGCGAAGACUGUUUUCAAAUUCAGCACUCUGCUGGAAACCAAAAGAGGACUCGCCCAAAAAGUAUUCACUAAGAAAGUAUCAGUUAUUGGCGUUCCCUUCAACAAAGGACAGCCAAAACCUGGUGUAUCCAAAGGACCUCAGCAGUUGCGUGAUGCAGGUCUCAUUGGCGCUCUGCAGUCUGUGAAUUUGAAUGUUCAGGAUGUUGGUGACGUAGUUUAUGAGCCCAUACCUAAUUUGCCACCUCUGGAGAACUACCACAACAUUGCUCAUGUAGCUGCUUGCCAAAAGGAGGUAUCAAACCAUGUGCGGGAAAUUGUGUCGAGUGGUCACAUGUGCCUCACAAUUGGUGGGGACCAUUCGAUUACUGCUGGCUCCAUCACUGGCAGUGUUAAUGGACUGGGAGAUAAGCUACCAAUUAUACUAUGGAUUGAUGCCCAUGCAGACAUUAACACAAUGUCAACAAGCCCAUCAGGAAAUGCACAUGGCAUGCCUGUUGCUCUUUUACUCAAAGAGAUUGCCGAGACAUGGCUUCCAGACUUGCCUGCAAUGGAGUGGUUGGUGCCCAAGCUCUCUGUGAAAGACAUUGGCUACAUUGGUCUACGUGAUGUUGACUCAGGCGAAAGGAAAUUCCUGUCUGAUUGUGGUAUAUUAGCAUAUAGCACAGAGGAAGUGGAACGGUACGGUGUUUCAGAUAUAGUACAGGCUGUACUUGCAAAACUUGACCCAAGUGGGUCUCGUCCAAUUCAUAUGAGUUUUGAUAUUGACAGCCUAGAUGUGAAUGAAGCACCAGCUACUGGAACCCCUGUACGAGGUGGACUGUCACUACGAGAGGGACUGCAGAUUGUGGAGGAAGUUCAUCGCACCGGACGUUUGGCAGCUUUUGAUAUUGUAGAAGUUAACCCAGAACUCUCAGAUGAAAGGGGUGUCCAGCUCACUGUCGAGGCAGCAAUUGAAGUAUGCCGCUCCGCUGUUGGCUUUGAGCGAAGAGGAUGGCCAGCUGCAGGCAUUACCAUUGACAAAAGGUCAUGUAAUUAAUGCUAAGUGAUCUUAACACAGCACUGAGUUGUUAAAAAAACCAUUGCAUUGCUAAUGUGAUGUAGUACUGCCCACUAUAAGUCUGAAUCAUCUUAGCUGGAUGGUGCCAUCGAUAACAGGAAAUAUUCUAGUCUGUAUGUAGAAGAUUAUGAGCCACUUAUUUGUAAAAUUGUGUUAAAUAAUGUAAAAAUGUAUGAAAUGACCAUUUACUGUAUAGGGAAAGAUGGAUCAGGGAUAUGCCUUGACAUUGUAAGUUGGUAGGACCCUUGCCAUGCAACAACGUAUGUCCGGAGCCUGACUUGUAAGUUUCAGAGAAGAUGUCACUCUUCGUAGUUUCAGAAGCCUCUUGGUUAUGCAGUUUAGCCUGUCAAGUUGUAGUUUUUGUUGAAAUUUAGCGUCUAUAAUAGCAGGAUUAAGAAACAAUUUUAAUAAACAACGUGUGUAAAAAAAAUUAAACUUCUGAAUUGGAAUGAAACCGGCCAUUUUGUAUAUGAGCAGAGUUACAUCGUAUUAACAGUUUAUUUGCCUAGUUUAAAUCAGAACAUCAUGGAUUAAGUGUGAAGUACUUCAGGAUGUGCACCUAUUUGGUGCCCAUCAGUUUCCCAAUAAGGUUCUCUCUUAAUACUAACUUGGGAGCAGAACUGCAAAUUUAGUGGCAGUGAAAUUCCACUCACUUUGUCUUCUUGAACAUUUUACUGUUCAAUAAAUUAGACCUGUGACAUACAUAAAGUUCUCUUAGAAGUGUAUGUUCAAGAAGUACCUUUUGAAUUGUGUAUUUCAUAUGUUUUACUCGCCUUAUUCCAUCUGCUCUUGGAGGACUAAUUAAGAGAGCUGCCAUCUUGUGUAAAUGUAGCUAUGUAAAUACUGAAAAUAUAUCACUUUUGUCUUUUAUCGACCUGUUAAUAAAUGUCAUAUAAUGGUAGUGCACGGUGAACAUGUUCCAUGGUACAACAAAUGACUAAUUUUCUAAAUAAUUUGUUACCUUUAUUAUCAUUCAUAAUCUACUGUUCAUGUCUGUAUGUCCCAGUAUGCUGUUUCACAUGUUUGUGACUCCCCCCCCCCCCCCCCCCCCCUUAUAUGCACUUUGUGUUUUACUGCCUAAGUAUUUAAUUUAUAAUCAACUAACAUCAAUGAAAAGGCUGAAAAUUUCUUAGUAUUACAUUAACUGAAUGUUUAUGUAUAAUUUUACUGAAAUAAAUACCAUUGAAAUUUC
Schistocerca gregaria is the source of this 3332-nucleotide messenger RNA. RefSeq names its product arginase, hepatic (gene arg). The record is from RefSeq and is a predicted model, not a curated record. Bases 1055 to 2119 code for a protein of 354 amino acids. Gene Ontology annotation, molecular function: manganese ion binding; arginase activity. Gene Ontology annotation, cellular component: cytoplasm; nucleus; cytosol. NCBI's taxonomy places the organism in Eukaryota, Metazoa, Arthropoda, Insecta, Orthoptera, Acrididae. The transcript has 7 exons.